Messenger RNA from Lichtheimia ornata, 1317 nucleotides. RefSeq lists its product as uncharacterized. Lineage: Eukaryota; Fungi; Mucoromycota; Mucoromycetes; Mucorales; Lichtheimiaceae. Gene Ontology annotation, cellular component: cytoplasm. Gene Ontology annotation, biological process: charged-tRNA amino acid modification. Gene Ontology annotation, molecular function: tRNA adenosine(64)-2'-O-ribosylphosphate transferase activity. Bases 1 to 1317 code for a protein of 438 amino acids. The record is from RefSeq and is a predicted model, not a curated record. The transcript has 8 exons.
AUGACGGCGCGAACCAGAUCCGCAAGGACCACAAGAACAUGUAAUGCUUACUUGGAGUGUCUCAAUCGCUUGCGAUCGAUCGAGGAAGACGCUGCAUUUGUGAAAGAGAUCGCCGCCCUUUUCCCGUCCCUCCCUUUACACAAGGUGCAUUCAGUGUACUUCAAGUCCACCGAUGGCCAUAUGGGACAAUGGGAUUUCAAUAUGCGUCGAAGUAACUUGCAUCUUUUGGAUAUCCUUGGAGAACAUGGCGGUUGCAUCAUUGUCGAUUCGACACGACGUGGAAAGCGUAUACCUGAUUCCUUAUCCAAAACCAUCCCCAUCUGGUGUAGUACCUUUAACCGGGCCAUUGCCAAGCAUAUCAACCUUUCUUGGGAUACCAGCUUUCAUUCAUUACCAUCCGCUGUAUCACGCUCUGAACAUGCACAAAUUGAAGCAAGGAUAGAUGAAUUUGCACAACGUUUACUGCGAUCAGGCACGAUUGAUAUGGAUCGUAUAUCGAGCAUGUUGAAGAAGCCGUUACGACCUCUUUGGUAUACACCUCAAUCAUCCAUUUUUAUCAACGAUCUACCCAAUUUCGAGGAGCUACCUUUUUGGCCGGUGAUAUGCCUUAGUGCAUCUCAAGCAGUGGAAUCAGGAUGUCAAGCUCGUCCAGGUUAUCUCUAUGUGCAAGGAUCAGGGGAUGAUCAAGAAGCUUGGUGUCAUGGAUUAACACCUCGCCUUUUUUGGCAAAAUCGUGCCUUGCUCUUGGGAUCGGGUAGCGCAGCCGAAUGCGAGAAACAUGCACGUCAGCUUGCAAGAAGUAAUGACGCGGAGGAGGAAGAAUCAUCAUCAUCAGCAUCAGCAUCCUCUUUCAACUACAUUGGGCAUACGAAUAUAGCUAUUGGAUCACGAUUGAGUGGCAAACCUCCAAGUUGUUGGGAUACAUUUGACGUGGUGAUCAACUGCACGCCCUUGGAGUAUGAAGACAACCGAAAACACAAAGGAUAUUAUUUGCAAUUGCCUAUUCCCGAAGGUAAAAGGGGACAACAAGCCUUAUUCGAGUCGAUCCCAACUGCACUUGCUUUUGUUCAUGAUCAUUUGGUGAAAAAUCGGCGUAUCCUUAUUCACUGUGCAAAAGGACAAGAUCGCUCCGUGGGUAUUGCAUUAGCCAUCUUUGUCAAUUAUUUCGAUCUUCAAGGCAAUCUUUCUGCAGAACAAAAGCCAUAUGUGAACAAGGAAAUCAUCCAGGAACACCUUAUGAGGAUCAUUAGUAGUCGCCCUAAAGCUUCCCCCUCUCGUGCAACGUUAAAGAAAGUAAACACUUUUUUCAUGAGCUGA